AUGUCGAAACAAUAUCUGACCACACACACUGUGGACAAUGCCCACGUAACCGAUAUCUUCGGCCUGGCCACGACUCAGAGAUCCAUUCUGUCCGCGAGCGGAUCGUCCACUCUCCACGUCCACAACACCUUUGACCCCACGAUCCCUAUCACGCAGUCCAUCGGCGGUGCGCACAAGCUCGGCUGCCACCACAUUUGCACUUCGCGCAAUGGGCUUGUCGCUGCUAGCGCGGGGUUUGCAGGCGAAGUGAAGAUCUGGGUCGUCGAUAAGGACACGGGUGAGUGGAAUCUGCACUCGGAGAUCACGAACCAGGCGGCCAAGGCGGGCGAGGUGUGGGCCAUUGCCCUCAGCGAGGAUGGAAAGUUUCUUGCGGGAACGACCUACGACGGCCGUGUGAACGUUUGGGAUGUCGGCGAAGAGGGAACGCCCAAAAUCAGAGAGUAUGAGACGGGCAGUCCAGGCUCAGGAAGCUUCGGCAUGUCGGUCGAUUUGAGCCGGGAUGGGAGAUACACCGCGAGUGGCCACGAGAACGGGGCUGUAUACGUGUUCAACAACGACACCGGACGGUUGUUAUUCUCGUUACCUGGUAUGACUCUGGGUAUCACCAUGCAUGAUGGUUUGCUAAUCAUGUCCACAGGUCUGGUCAAGUCAGUCCGUGCCGUAGCAUUCUCGCCCGGAAACACAAGACUCGCAGCUGCAGGAGACUCGUCUAUCAUUGCUCUCUACGACAUCAAGAACGGCGAACAGGUCAGCAACAUGACAGGCCAUGCCUCUUGGAUCACCUCGAUCGACUGGAACGACAGCGGCGAAUACCUACUCAGUGGUGCUAUGGACGGCAAGGUCAAGGUCUGGUCCGUUGAGCGCGGCGCCUGUGUCGCGACGCACAGUGAGACGGACAAGGCACUGUGGACUGUCAAAUGGCUCCCGAAAACCGGAAAGAACGAGUCGUUCUGUACGGCGGGCGCUCACAGAAGCAUCUCGUUUUACAGAGAAGCUACUGGAGCAUAG
Colletotrichum higginsianum IMI 349063 is the source of this 1008-nucleotide messenger RNA. RefSeq names its product WD repeat domain-containing protein. The transcript has 3 exons. Bases 1 to 1008 code for a protein of 335 amino acids. NCBI's taxonomy places the organism in Eukaryota, Fungi, Ascomycota, Sordariomycetes, Glomerellales, Glomerellaceae. Gene Ontology annotation, cellular component: Cdc73/Paf1 complex. Gene Ontology annotation, molecular function: protein binding. The record is from RefSeq and is a predicted model, not a curated record.